ACACAGCAGACGUCGGGGCACACGUUGUGGCACAGUGGCCCCCACAGGGCCAGCAGGAAGUGGCUUGCUCGUGUAGGGUGGGAAAGGCAGGGCCCAGGGGCUGCCGCGGGGCAUUCCCCACCCUGGGCAACACAUCUGCGUAGCUGAGGGGCACAGGGCCACCAAUCCAGCCAUUCUGCUCUGCACAGGCACUGGUGUCUGCAUGGUACUGGACCUGGCUCUGGCUCCAGUAGCCAGGUCCGGGAGUGGAGGGGUGUGGCCGGGAGCGGAGCAUGGUGUGAGGGCCGUGCCCCAUGGGUCCAUGGCUCCUGGGGCACCCUGGCUGCCUGCAGCCCUGCUCUCUCUCUGCCCACAGGUGAUCCUGGCAGUGCUGGGGCUGGCAGCCAGUGAAUCACAGCCCCCAGGGUGGCAGAACCACACCAUACUGCGAGGACAGAGGGUCCUGGUGCAGCCACUCACCCGUCUGCGGAGACAUGCCACCAGACACCCCUGCCCUGCUGGCAUGAAUUGGAUCGAGAGUACUCACCAGUGCUGUCCCCAGUGUCCUGCAGGGAUGUAUCUGCACAAGCCCUGCACAAGCCACAACAACAGUGUCUGCAGGCCCUGUCCCACUGGCACCUUCCUCUCCCAGCCCAACACCUUCACCAAGUGCCAGGCUUGCUACGAGUGUGACCAACAAGCUUUCCAGAGCGUUCUGAGCAACUGCUCGGCCACCAGCAACGUCGCCUGUGGCUGUGAGCCUGGACACUUCCGUCACUGCCUCAGCACGGGCUGCAGAGAGUUCGUAUGUCAGAAGUGCCAGCCCUGCACUGGGCGCCUCAUCCAGCGGCCCUGCUCAGAGACGAAGGACACAGUCUGUGACAGCAGAUGCAAGCCUGACUUCUACACCGAGGGAGAUGAGUGCCGGCCAUGCCACAUGAGCACUCUGGAUACAUGCAGCAAAGAGUGCCAGCAAGUGUGUGGCAGCAGCAACAGCAGCAGUCAAGACUCGGGUCUGGAGUACAUCCUUCUGGGACUCAGCGGGCCCCUCUUCCUGGGUGCCCUUGCCAUCUACCACAAGAGGAAGAGGCUCCGGCACGAUGCCCUGGCACCCGGUCCCCUCCCCAUGGCACAGGCAGCCACCUCCAUGGCUGGGGCUGUGCCCACACCACGGCGCCAGUUCAGUGGCCGGGGGUGGGACAGCCUGUGCUGGACCCAGCCAUGCUCUCCACAGGGGACAGACCGUGCCACUGUCACGGUGAGGCAGAGCCCCAAGCACCAGGCCCUGCUGUGUGAGCAGCCCAACGAUGAGGGGGAGCCCUCUGCCCCGCCAGAGCCCCGCAGUGCCCUGCUGCAGGGCAGCCAGCUCUAUGCUGUCAUCGACGCAGUGCCAGUACGGCGUUGGAAGGAGUUCAUGCGGAUGCUGGAGCUGCGGGAGGCGGAGAUUGAGCUGGUGGAGCUGGAGGUGGCCCACAUCCGUGACCAGCAGUACGAGAUGCUGAAGCGCUGGUGCCAGCAGACCAGCGCCACGCUGGACCGCAUCUUUGCUGCACUGGAGCGCAUGGAGCUGGCUGGCUGCGCCGAGGCACUGCGCCAGAGCCUGCCAGCAGGGCCCUAGCCCCCAGCGUCACCGCCCUGGCACCGGAAGGUCCUGGCACCUUCACAUCUCACUGGGUGCCUCGGCUGUGCCAUACCCCUAAGUAUUGUUACUUAUGCCGUGUAGACAUUUUAUGUCACUUUUACAUCCCCUUCCUACCCAUUGGCCCCCUCUAUUUAUGUCCCCCUGCUCCCAGGGCUGGGAGGGACCCCACACCCAGGCAGUUUGGCUGCCUGGCCACUCGCGGGACGAGCGGGCACCGAGCCCACUGCAAACCCAUGGGACAGUUCUCAAGGCUGCCCGCUGCCGGGCGUGCCUGUCCUCACCCCAAUAAAGUGGUGUGUUUUCCAUCCGCUGGCCCCUGCCCUUCCUCACAGGGCUGCACCGGCCAGACACUGAGGCAAUGCUCAGGGCCACCACUGGUGAUGUGACCACCACAGGUGACGGGCGAUGUGGGU
This is a messenger RNA of Empidonax traillii (willow flycatcher), 2034 nucleotides long. RefSeq names its product TNF receptor superfamily member 25 (gene TNFRSF25). Gene Ontology annotation, cellular component: plasma membrane. The record is from RefSeq and is a predicted model, not a curated record. Gene Ontology annotation, molecular function: protein binding. NCBI's taxonomy places the organism in Eukaryota, Metazoa, Chordata, Aves, Passeriformes, Tyrannidae. The transcript has 6 exons. Gene Ontology annotation, biological process: signal transduction. The coding region runs from base 203 to 1597 and encodes 464 amino acids.